GUCGUGCUUCCCUACCGGUGCGGCCUGGGCGGCGGCUUCAUCGCCACGUACUACAACAGGCAAAGUCAGGAGGCCAGAGCCAUCGUGGCCAGGGAGGUGGCUCCGGCCAGCGCAUUUCCGGACAUGUACCGGGAGAGAGCCAACCAAUCUCUCCAUGGUUUCACGGCGGUGGCCGUGUUCGGCGAACUGCGCGGCUACGAGGCGCUGCUCAACUUGACCGGCACGAAUGUCCCCUGGAACAAGCUCUUCGCGAAGGCCAUCGAGUACGCCGAUAGCGGCUUCGAGGUCAGCGCGGAAUUUGCCCAGGUCAUCCAGGAGCACUCGCAGGCCAUCAGCGACGACUAUACCAGGACGCUCAGGCAAAUGUUAAUGAACGCAAAGACGGGAAAAUUCUUUGAUAAAGGAGACAUCUUCCACAACAAGGUGCUGGCCCAGACGCUCAAGAACAUCUCUGACAACCCGCUGAAGGGGAGUUCUCUGUCCACAGGCCCGUUGGCUGAAGCCAUGUUGGGCGACAUCAACAAGUAUGGCAACGAGCACAUCACCCUGACCGACUUGAAGAAUUACGAACCGUGGGUGGCGAGAGUGCAGAGCCUGCAGCUGUCCAAUGAGGAACGCGUACUUGUGCCUCUGCCGCCCUCGGGCGGAGUGUUAACGGCCUUCGCCCUCUCCAUCAUAGACAACUUUCGCAGUAAUGCCGGCCUUCUGCCCGACGACGUCUUGUCCGCGCAUCGUGUGGUCGAAGCCCUGAAGUUUGCCUACGGGACACGCCCGAAGAUGGGUGACUUGCGGAAGGUGCCGAGGGUGUCCUCGCUCAUUAGCUCCAUCAUGAGUCCGGACAGGGCCACGGAGAUCGCGCAGAAGAUCAGCAGCAAGCCUCACCCGAAUGUGGAGGAUUAUGGCCUCGACUCCGUGAGCGCGGAAGACCACGGCUCGGGCCAGCUUGUCAUCGUAGCGCCCGACGGUGACGCUAUUGCGAUGACGAGCACCAUCAACACCCCUUUCGGAGCACUGGUUGCGUCCAGUUCAACUGGAAUCAUUCUCAACAACCAGAUGCACGACUUCUCGACGCAGGGUACUGCAGACGUUUACGGCUUCCCGGCGGGAAAGGAGAACGACAUCGCACCAGGCAAGAGUCCCAUGUCCUCCUUGACGCCCCUUAUCGUAGUCGACCGAUCUGGCGACGUGCUCUUCGUCGGGUCGGCGCUGGGCGGGACGAAAUGCACCUCCGCCUUGACGCAGGUCGUGGUGAGGACCCUAUGGAUGCAGCACACAGUCAAGGAGGCCAUUGACGCCGGUCGCCUGCACAACCACCUCUUGCCAGAGAACGUUGUCAGGUACGAGAAGACCGCGGACAAGGACGUGCUCUGGUGGCUCAAGAAGCAGGGUCACGUGCUGGCCUCCGACCAGUGGCAGGGCGACGUCAUCGCCGUGCAGCGCGUCCAGUCGGAAAAGGUUUACCGCGGGAACUACGACUUCCGACACACGAGCAGCGGGGCUCUCGACGGAGCUUAACCGUAAACAGCACGGCUUUAUAGAUAGCCCAGUCGGGAAGCGGCAGAACGCUUCCUGUUUCCUACGGGACAUACGUGCCCUAAUUUUACGCUUCAAAUACAUGUACAACUUUUGCUGCGUAGUAAUUUUUGCUCGGUGCUGCUCAAAGCAUUGAGCGUUCGUGAUUAACCUCCCACAUUCUCAAGCUGAUCCAGACUCCUCCAAAUAUUGGGAUCUCGCAUGCAAGCAAGACUUGUGUAAAGGCUUCUUACCACCAAGUACAGUUAUUGU
Dermacentor andersoni is the source of this 1785-nucleotide messenger RNA. Its product is annotated as scoloptoxin SSD14-like. NCBI's taxonomy places the organism in Eukaryota, Metazoa, Arthropoda, Arachnida, Ixodida, Ixodidae. Gene Ontology annotation, molecular function: glutathione gamma-glutamate hydrolase. The record is from RefSeq and is a predicted model, not a curated record. Gene Ontology annotation, cellular component: plasma membrane. Gene Ontology annotation, biological process: glutathione catabolic process.